AUGUUGAGUACUGAGGGAUCUGACAAGAAAUCCAUAUCAGUUGGGCCGUGGGGAGGUCACAACGGGCUCAUUUGGGAUGACAGAGUUCACUCAACUGUGAAGCAGCUGGUGAUAGCUCAUGGAGCUGCCAUUGACUCUAUCCAGAUUGAAUAUGAUGAGAGAGGAAGCUCAGUUUGGUCAGACAAGCAUGGUCGAAAUGGAGGCUGGAAAACUGACAAGGUGAAGCUUGCUUCUCCAGAAGAAUUUUUAACUUCAAUCGAGGGAUAUUACGGUAAGAAAAGCGAAUGGGGGCCGAUCACAGUUCGAUCUCUCACUUUCAAGAGCAACAAAAGAACUUAUGGACCGUUUGGGGUCGAACAAGGAACCUAUUUUUCACUCCAGGAGACAGCUUCGAAUAUUAAGAUUGUUGGGUUCCAUGGCAUGUCCGGCUGGUAUCUUGAUUCCAUAGGCGCUUACGUAAAGCCUAUUGAUCAGAAUGAACAAAAGCAACACGCGAAAACCCUGCUUCGGACACCUUUCAAUUAUCCGACUAUUGGUACUGAUCAGAACCUUGCUGGCUACUCACUAAUCCAAAACUGUAAUGUGCUUUUUGCUAUGACGCCGAAGGACGACUCCACUGCUAAACCAGCUGCAGUACCAGUACCAGUACCCAAAAUGCUCUCAGGGCAGUUUUCUGAUUCCGAAAUAAGUGACGUAGGAACCAAACAUGAGCUGACGACGAAUGUUGAGAAGUUUCCCUCAAAAGUUGAAGGGGUGGUAGCAUAUGGCCCCUUCGGAGGGACGGGUGGUGCUGCAUUUGAUGAUGGGAUUUAUUCGGGGAUUAGACAAAUCAAGUUAUCAAGAAACAUCGGUGUUGUAUACAUAAAGGUUCAGUAUGACCGCAAUGGUGAAGCUGUUUGGGAAGGCAGACAUGGCGGGACUGGAGGAUUUAAAAGUGACAAGAUAGUUUUUGAUUACCCGAACGAGAUCUUGACGCAUAUAACAGGAACAUUCGCACCUACAAUGGUCAUGGGGACUAGUGUUAUCAAGUCCCUCACUUUCCACACCACGAAGAAGCAGCAUGGGCCGUAUGGAGAAGAACAAGGAGCCUGUUUCACAACCAAGCUUAAAGAAGGGAAAAUCGUCGGAAUUCAUGGGAGGAGUGGUCUGUUCUUAGAUGCUCUUGGGGUCCAUGCCAUAGAAGGAAAGGUCCAUAUUGUAGAGACAAAGACACCUUUCACUGCAAUGAUCCCAAAGGAGCAUGCAGGGGCAAUUACUGAGAUAGAUAAUCCUCACUGGACAAAUAAACUACUAAUGACAAACGGAGGAAAAGUCGAAGAGGUUGCUUAUGGGGUGAUAAAAGAACCAGCUCCGUGUGGACCGGGACCUUGGGGCGGAGAUGUAGGUAGAGCAUGGGAUGAUGGAGUGUUUUCCGGGAUUAGUCAGAUUCAUUUGACAAGAGAAGCAGAAGGCAUUUGCUCAGUGCAGAUUGAGUAUGAUCGAAAUGGUCAAUUCAUUUGGUCUGCUAAGCAUGGAGGCAAUGGAGGAACUUCCCCACAUAGAAUAAAAUUGGAGUACCCUCAUGAAGUGAUCACCUGCAUAUCUGGAUAUUAUGGUUGCAUAAGCAAAGAUCAGGGACAGGGACCUAAAAUCAUAAAGUCGCUGACUUUUUUCACCAGCAGAGGCAAGUAUGGUCCGUUUGGAGAACAAGUUGGGACAUUCUUCACUUCGACCGCGACGGAGGGCAAGUUGGUGGGAUUCCAUGGGAGGAGCAGCCUGUAUUUGGACGCCAUCGGAGUUCACAUGCAGCAUUGGCUUGGAAGUGAUCAGAAAACAAGCCACAAGCCAUCCCUCUUCAAGAAGUACUGAUCAUAUGUCUCAAGCAAUAAUUGGAGUUCAUAGAGCACGGAAAAUAAAAUAGUUUUUGACUCGUGAUAACAUUUGCUUGUUUUGGGUCAUUUGCUUAUAUGUUUUAGUAGGUCUUGAUUUUUA
Messenger RNA from Malus domestica (apple), 1971 nucleotides. NCBI's taxonomy places the organism in Eukaryota, Viridiplantae, Streptophyta, Magnoliopsida, Rosales, Rosaceae. The record is from RefSeq and is a predicted model, not a curated record.